GCACAGGCAGCCGCGAUGAGGGUCAGCGAGAAGUACUCGACGCUCCCGGCCGAGGACCGCAGCGUCCACAUCAUCAACAUCUGCGCCAUCGAGGACAUCGGCUGCCUGCCGUCCCAGGGCACGCUGCUGAACUCGCUGUCCGUGGACCCCGACGCCAAGUGCAAGUACGGCCUGUACUUCCGGGACGGCAAGCGCAAGGUGGACUACGUGCUGGUGUACCACCACAAGAGGCCGUCGGGCAGCCGGCCGCUGGCCCGCCGGCCGCUGCAGCAGGACCAGCCCCUGCCCGGCAAGGGCAGCCCGCCGGGCGCGGGCGCGCAGGAGCCCCCGCUGGACUUCCACGAGGACGACAAGCGGUUCCGCAGGGAGGAGUACGAGGGGAACCUGCUGGAGGCGGGUCUGGAGCUGGAGCGCGACGAGGAGACGAAAAUCCACGGAGUUGGGUUCGUGAAGAUCCACGCACCCUGGAAUGUGCUGUGCAGAGAGGCGGAGUUUUUGAAACUGAAGAUGCCGACCAAGAAGCUGUAUCACAUUAACGAGACCCGGGGCCUCCUGAAAAAGAUCAACUCCGUGUUCCAGAAGAUCACAGACCCCAUCCAGCCCAAGGUGGCGGAGCACAGACCCCAGACCACGAAGAGACUCUCCUACCCCUUCUCCAGGGAGAAACAGCACCUAUUCGACCUGUCUGACAAGGAUUCCUUUUUCGACAGCAAGACUCGGAGCACAAUAGUCUACGAAAUCCUGAAGAGAACGACGUGUACCCGAGCCAAGUACAGCAUGGGGCAAAGAGAGGGAAGAAAGAAGGAAUCUGCCCUUUUAAGUAAAAGGCGAAAAUGUGGUAAAUACGGCAUCACCAGUCUGCUGGCCAACGGCGUUUACUCCGCGGCCUACCCCCUGCACGAUGGAGACUACGAAGGUGAGAACGUGGAGUUCAACGACAGAAAACUCCUGUACGAAGAGUGGGCCAGCUACGGUGUCUUCUACAAGUACCAGCCCAUCGACCUGGUCAGGAAGUACUUUGGGGAGAAGAUCGGCCUGUACUUCGCCUGGCUGGGCGUGUACACCCAGAUGCUCAUCCCCGCCUCCGUGGUGGGGAUCAUCGUUUUCCUCUACGGAUGCGCCACGGUGAACGAGAACAUCCCCAGCAUGGAGAUGUGUGACCAGAGAUACAACAUUACCAUGUGCCCGCUGUGUGACAAGACCUGCAGCUACUGGAAGAUGAGCUCGGCGUGCGCCACAGCCCGGGCCAGCCACCUCUUCGACAACCCGGCCACAGUCUUCUUCUCCAUCUUCAUGGCCCUCUGGGCCGCCACCUUCAUGGAGCACUGGAAGCGGAAGCAGAUGCGGCUCAAUUACCGCUGGGACCUCACAGGCUUCGAGGAGGAGGAGGAGGCCGUCAAGGACCAUCCCAGAGCCGAGUAUGAAGCUAGAGUGUUGGAGAAGUCCCUUAGGAAAGAAUCCAAGAACAAAGAGAAGCACCGGAAUAUUCCAGAAGAGUCAACAAACAAAUGGAAGCAGAGGGUUAAGACAGCCAUGGCAGGGGUGAAAUUGACCGACAAGGUGAAGCUGACCUGGAGAGACCGCUUCCCAGCCUACUUCACCAACCUGGUGUCCAUUGUCUUCAUGAUAGCGGUGACCUUCGCCAUCGUCCUUGGCGUCAUCAUCUACAGAAUCUCCACGGCUGCCGCCUUGGCCAUGAACUCCUCCCCGUCCGUGCGGUCCAACAUCCGGGUCACGGUCACGGCCACCGCGGUCAUCAUCAACCUGGUGGUCAUCAUCCUUUUGGACGAGGUCUACGGCUGCAUAGCCAAGUGGCUCACCAAGAUCGAGGUCCCGAAGACUGAGAAGAACUUCGAAGAGAGGCUGAUCUUCAAGGCUUUCCUGCUGAAGUUUGUCAAUUCCUACACCCCCAUUUUUUACGUGGCUUUCUUCAAAGGCCGGUUCGUGGGACGCCCGGGCGACUACGUGUACAUUUUCCGAUCUUUCCGCAUGGAAGAGUGUGCCCCCGGGGGCUGCCUGAUGGAACUCUGCAUCCAGCUCAGCAUCAUCAUGCUGGGCAAGCAGCUCAUUCAGAACAACCUGUUCGAGAUCGGCAUCCCGAAGAUGAAGAAGUUCGUCCGCUACCUGCGGCUGAAGCGCCGGAGCCCCGCGGACCACGAGGAGUACGCGAAGCGCAAGCAGCGGUACGAGGCGGACUUCACGCUGGAGCCGUUCGCGGGCCUCACCCCGGAGUACAUGGAGAUGAUCAUCCAGUUUGGCUUCGUCACCCUGUUCGUGGCCUCCUUCCCCCUGGCCCCGCUGUUCGCCCUACUGAAUAACAUCAUUGAGAUCCGCCUGGACGCCAAGAAGUUCAUCACCGAGCUGCGCAGGCCCGUGGCCGUCAGAGCCAAAGACAUCGGAAUCUGGUACAACAUCCUCAGAGGCGUCGGGAAGCUGGCCGUCAUCAUCAACGCGUUCGUGAUCUCCUUCACAUCCGACUUCAUCCCCCGCCUGGUGUACCUGUACAUGUACAGCGCGAACGGGACCAUGCACGGCUUCGUCAACCACACCCUCUCCUCCUUCAACGUCAGCGACUUCCAGGACGGCACGGCCCCCAACGACCCCCUGGACCUGGGCUACGAGGUGCACAUCUGCAGGUACAAGGACUACCGGGAGCCCCCGUGGUCGGAGCACAAGUACGACAUCUCCAAGGACUUCUGGGCCGUCCUGGCGGCUCGGUUGGCCUUCGUCAUCGUCUUCCAGAACCUGGUCAUGUUCAUGAGCGACUUCGUGGACUGGGUCAUCCCCGACAUCCCCAAGGACAUCAGCCAGCAGAUCCACAAGGAGAAGGUGCUCAUGGUGGAGCUGUUCAUGCGGGAGGAGCAGGGCAAGCAGCAGCUGCUGGACACGUGGAUGGAGCGCGCCCCGAAGGGGGCGCCGAGCGGCAACCACAGCCCCGAGCACCACAGGGGCACCCUGUAG
Molecule: messenger RNA, 2961 nt
Organism: Molossus molossus (Pallas's mastiff bat)
Lineage: Eukaryota; Metazoa; Chordata; Mammalia; Chiroptera; Molossidae
Gene: ANO1
Product: anoctamin 1
Exons: 27
Coding region: 16-2961 (981 amino acids)
Biological process (GO): chloride transmembrane transport
Cellular component (GO): plasma membrane
Molecular function (GO): chloride channel activity; protein dimerization activity
Source: RefSeq, a predicted model, not a curated record